AUGGCAAUUAAUCAAUGCGUUCGGUUAUUAGAAUUAUUUAAGGUUAUGGAGGAAAAAUUAAAUCUUUUAUCAGAUUUAUCAAAUGAUAUGGGACGACUCUUUUCUAGCGGAGAUCGUUAUGAUGUGAUUAUUAAAGCCGGAGAAGGUCCAAAUAUGAAAGAGUUCUAUACACAUGCCUUAAUUUUAGGAGAACGUUUUUCAGAUAAAAAUAUUGAUUCAGGACGCAUUAUGAAGAUAACCACUAAUAGUAAAGAACAAAAUUACGCUGUAAGUUAUGAUAAAAACAGUGGACCGGCUUUUGGUCGUGGAUGGGAUUUGAAGAUCACAAAUAAUAAACUAAUUAGACAUAGUACUUGUAAAACAUAUCCCAAUAUAAGUUUGGCGUUAUAUCAUAAAGAUAAUAUUCUAGAGGAUUAUGAAGUGUUUCAGGUGGAAAACAAAUAUUGA
Funneliformis geosporum is the source of this 447-nucleotide messenger RNA. NCBI's taxonomy places the organism in Eukaryota, Fungi, Glomeromycota, Glomeromycetes, Glomerales, Glomeraceae. The record is from the annotation of a GenBank genome assembly.